Ilex paraguariensis (yerba mate) is the source of this 1629-nucleotide messenger RNA. The record is from the annotation of a GenBank genome assembly. Lineage: Eukaryota; Viridiplantae; Streptophyta; Magnoliopsida; Aquifoliales; Aquifoliaceae.
AUGGAUCCUCUGGUGUAUAAUGCUGCCGUUUCUGGUGAUAUUGGUAUCCUUGAGCAAAACAAGGACAAACUUGUGAUUGAAGUCACUCCAACCAAAAAUAGUGUUCUCCAUCUUGCAUGCCAAUCAGGGAAAACAGAAUGUGUGCGGCAGAUUCUUUCAAUGCAUAAAUCUCUAUUACGUAAAAAGAAUUCAAAUAAGGAUUCUGCGUUUCACAUGGCAGCCAAAAAUGGAUCCUACGACGUAGCCAUGGCCCUCAUGGAAUGUGCACUAGGCAUGGAAUGUGCAGUUGUUAAAUUUGUGAAGAAGAUGCUGCGAAGGAAGAAUCUGAAUAAGCUUGAAGCCCCUGAGUUUUUACAUGCUAAUAAUGUAGGGGAGACCCCGCUUUAUAUUGCUGCCGAGAUGGGAUAUGAAAAUUUGGUGGCAAUGAUUUUGAAAAGAUGCUCCUCACCACCUUAUAGUGGAUCAUAUGGGAGAACAGCUUUACAUGGAGCAAUUAUCUCCAACAGCGAAGUCAAAGAAACGGAUGAAAAUGGAUGGAGUCCACUUCAUUAUGCUACAUUCCUUGGUUUCCACGAAAGGGUACUCCAGCUAUUGGAUGUGGAUAAGUCUCUUGCAUACGUUGCAGACAUAGACCGUAAUACAUGUCUUCAUGUAGCAGCUUACCGAGGAUUUAUUUGUGUAGCCGAUGUACUUAUAGUACAAUGCCCGGGUUGUUGGGAAAUUGCCAAUAGUAGAGGAGAAAAUAUACUUCACGUUGCUGUGAAGAAUCAACAAGCUUCCUUUGUUUCAUAUAUCCUACGAGAACAUACAUCAAUUAGCAACAUUCUUAUAACUGAGAAAGAUGUUGAUGGCAACACACCUCUCCAUCUGAUGGCUAAUUCCAAUUGCUUGGUACCUGAACUCAGUACUAUGGUGGAUAAGAAUGCCUUAAACAGUGAAAGCUCGACUCCCUGGGGCAUAGUGAACGACGGUGAUUCAUCUCAAAUAGGUUUGGUCAAAGGGGAACAGCUAGGAGUUGGUGCUCAUUUAAGCUUGCCGAAAGCAAUCAGAAUCUUUAGAGACAAAAGCAAAAUCAAAAAGAAAGUAACUAGUAGUGGUGAGGACAAAAUAGAAAAGAUGAGAAGAGCAUCCGACUCGGUUAUGAUAGUGGCUACUCUUGUAGCAACAGUAACAUUCGCUGCUGGAUUCACCAUACCUGGUGGAUACUAUCAAAGCAUUGAUAAAUACCCAGGAAUGGCAGUUCUAUCCAAAAAAUCAGCUUUCCAAGCAUUUAUGAUAUCAGAUACUUUAGCCCUGCUAUCGUCUGUCAUUGCUAUAUUUGUCAACUUUUGGGGAAUACUAGAUGGAAGAGAACACACACUUAAGAGGUCAAUCUUGAUGGCCAUUUUUUACACUGCGAGUGCCAUUGCAUGGAUGAUGGUCGCAUUUAGUACAGGGACUUAUGUGAUAUUGUCUCCAUCACGAACCCUUGCGAUCGCGGCAUGUUUUCUUGGUAUCUUGGCGGCAUUUUGUAAAACUCAAUCAUUUUUCAUCUUCCAAAUGCUUAAAGUGGGUUUUGAUCGCUCUUUGGGAUUGUCUGAAAACCUUAAAAAACUAAUAAAUUCUACCUUUCUGAACGAUGAAGACUGA